AUGUCCGACGUCCCUCUUUCUGAAUGCCUUCCAAAGCCAGAAGAACCUAAAGAACCAGCCCCUGCACCUCAGUUCCAGCAAGUACCUCCGAAUUUCUACCAAUUUCCACCUCAAGGUUACUACCCACCACAAGGCUUCCCGAACUACCCUCCUCCUCAGCCUAUGCCUUACUUCCCCAACCCUUGGAUGUUCCAGCAAUUCCAAUCUCAAUACAAAUCGAAGAGAGACCAAGAGUUCGAAGAAGGUCUGAACCGUUUACGCAAAGAUUAUGCUACAGCUCCAAUUGAGAGAAAGUUGUUCCCGGACCAAAAAAUAAUGUUUAGGGUAGAAGGUUAG
This is a messenger RNA of Trichomonas vaginalis G3, 336 nucleotides long. RefSeq lists its product as uncharacterized. Bases 1 to 336 code for a protein of 111 amino acids. The record is from RefSeq and is a predicted model, not a curated record. NCBI's taxonomy places the organism in Eukaryota, Parabasalia, Trichomonadida, Trichomonadidae. The transcript has a single exon.